Messenger RNA from Bufo bufo (common toad), 1471 nucleotides. RefSeq names its product retina and anterior neural fold homeobox 2 (gene RAX2). The coding region runs from base 104 to 784 and encodes 226 amino acids. The transcript is spliced from 2 exons. NCBI's taxonomy places the organism in Eukaryota, Metazoa, Chordata, Amphibia, Anura, Bufonidae. Gene Ontology annotation, molecular function: DNA-binding transcription factor activity, RNA polymerase II-specific; RNA polymerase II cis-regulatory region sequence-specific DNA binding. The record is from RefSeq and is a predicted model, not a curated record. Gene Ontology annotation, biological process: positive regulation of transcription by RNA polymerase II.
CAGAUGCGAUUUUAAUUGCAAUGCAGACAUAUUGAAUUUUAAUUCCAUGUUUUAAGUUGUCUCAUGUAAUAGCAUUUUAUGUCCUUGUUUUGCAGCAUUCAGGAUGUUUCUAGACAAAUGUGAAGGAGACCUUUGUGACCUAAGAAGUGACAAUACACCAACCUCAUGCCCCCAAGAAGAGGAAGAUGAACUUCCAAAGAAAAAGCAUCGCAGAAACCGAACAACCUUUACCACUUACCAACUCCAUGAGUUAGAACGUGCAUUUGAGCGUUCCCACUACCCAGAUGUAUACAGCCGGGAGGAGCUGGCCAUGAAAGUCAGCCUUCCAGAGGUUCGUGUACAGGUUUGGUUCCAAAACAGAAGGGCCAAAUGGAGGCGGCAAGAGAAGUUAGAGUCUUCCUCAGCAAAACUUCAUGACUCCCCACUUCUCUCAUUUUCACGGACACCUAUAACCACAAGCGUUGGCCCAUUAAGCUCUUCUUUGCCCUUGGAUCCGUGGCUCACUUCCCCCAUAUCUGCAGCAACAACUGUGCACAGCAUGCCAGGAUUUAUAGCUCCUUCCCAAAAUCUUCAAUCUCCAUAUGCUGGUCACACUUUCCUCAACAGUGCACCUCCAAUGACCUCAAUACAGCCUCUCAGCAGUGGCCCUUACCAGUGCAUGGGCGGCUUUGUGGACAAGUUUCCCCUAGAAGACUUAGACCAAAGGAGCUCCAGCAUUGCUGCUCUUCGCAUGAAGGCAAAGGAACAUAUUCAGAUCAUAGAUAAGACUUGGCAGCCAAUCUGAUCUAUGACCACACAUCUUCCAACUGAAAUAGCAUAAACUAAGCAACAAUGAAGGCAUCCCAUCUCCUACAAAUGUAAAGGAUAAGAAACUAAAGAGUUACAGAGGACUGUUUAGCGAGAGGUAUCAUUGGUCUAAAAGCGUAGAAGGGAUUUUGGAGCUUCUGCAACAUUAAACUGGUACUGAUAAAUGGGACUAAGAAAUAUUCUGUCCUUUUUGUUGUUUUCCAGAACUAUUUUUUCUAAAAUAAAAUAAAAUCAAAGUAUAAUGUUGUGCAACAUUUUUUUUUUAUAUAUAUUUUAUACAAUUCUCUUCCUGGUAAAAAAAACAAAAACAAAAACAAACAAAAACGAUUAUAUUUCUUUGUGAAAUGUUGAUUACUGGAAACUAAUGCUAAUCUCAGCGAAUCAUUUGGCAUGCAUGAGUACACUACAGGCUGCAUUUACUCUGUCAUUAGUGAUUUUCACUGAUGUUUUUGCACGCCUGUACACCUCAGCUACAUUUCUUAAUGGUUCUAACUUGUCACAAAGCACAAGGCAACAUAUGACUUGGAGGGACAAUGCACCUACAUGCACACAUAGAACUCCAAGUUAAGCGUGUAAAUCAUAGCCUGUAACUAAAUCAAGACUCUAAACAAGGGUAGAUAAGUGACCCCUUCCCAUUCAGGUUUAACAAACUGGAAUUAAUUAG